This is a messenger RNA of Mastomys coucha (southern multimammate mouse), 3963 nucleotides long. It is a transcript of the gene Sirt1, whose product is annotated as sirtuin 1. Gene Ontology annotation, molecular function: NAD+ binding. The record is from RefSeq and is a predicted model, not a curated record. The transcript is spliced from 9 exons. Bases 142 to 2394 code for a protein of 750 amino acids. NCBI's taxonomy places the organism in Eukaryota, Metazoa, Chordata, Mammalia, Rodentia, Muridae.
GGGAGCGGCGCGGGGGCGGGGGCAGGGGCGGGUCACGUGACGGGGUUUAAAUCUCCCGCAGCGGAGCCGCGGGGGCGCCAGUGCCGCGCGUCGAGCGGAGCAGAGGAGGCGAGGGCGGAGGGCCAGAGAGGCAGUUGGAAGAUGGCGGACGAGGCGGCGCUCGCCCUUCAGGCCGGCGGCUCCCCUUCCGCGGUCGCCGCCGUCCCCUCCGCCGCCGCCGCCGCCAUGGAGGCCGCGUCGCAGCCCGCGGACGAGCCGCUCCGCAAGAGGCCCCGGCGUGACGGGCCUGGCCUCGGGCGCAGCCCGGACGAGCCGAGCGCCGCCGGGGCCGCGGCGGUGGUGGUGGCGGGGUGUGAGGCGGCGAGCGCCGCGGCCCCGGCGGCGCUGUGGCGGGAGGCGGCAGGGGCGGUGGCGAGCGCGGAGCGGGAGCGGGAGGCCCCGGCGACCGCGGCGGCCGCGGACGGAGACAAUGGGUCCGGCCCGCGGCGGGAGCCGAGGGAGGCUGACGACUUCGACGACGACGACGAGGGCGAGGAGGAGGACGAGGCGGCGGCGGAGGAGGCGGAGGCGGCGAUCGGCUACCGAGACCACCUGCUGUUGACUGAUGAACUCCUCACUAAUGGCUUUCAUUCCUGUGAAAGUGAUGACGAUGACAGAACGUCACACGCAAGCUCUAGUGACUGGACUCCGCGGCCGCGGAUAGGUCCAUAUACUUUUGUUCAGCAACAUCUCAUGAUUGGCACCGAUCCUCGAACAAUUCUUAAAGAUUUACUACCAGAAACAAUUCCUCCGCCUGAGUUGGAUGAUAUGACGCUGUGGCAGAUUGUUAUUAAUAUCCUUUCAGAACCACCAAAGCGGAAAAAAAGAAAAGAUAUUAAUACAAUUGAAGAUGCUGUGAAGUUACUGCAGGAGUGUAAGAAGAUAAUAGUUCUGACUGGAGCUGGGGUUUCUGUUUCCUGUGGGAUACCUGACUUCAGAUCAAGAGAUGGUAUUUAUGCUCGCCUUGCAGUGGACUUCCCAGAUCUCCCAGAUCCUCAAGCCAUGUUUGAUAUUGAGUAUUUUAGAAAAGACCCAAGACCAUUCUUCAAGUUUGCAAAGGAAAUAUAUCCCGGACAGUUCCAGCCGUCUCUGUGUCACAAGUUCAUAGCUUUGUCAGAUAAGGAAGGAAAACUACUUCGAAACUAUACUCAAAAUAUAGAUACCCUGGAGCAGGUCGCAGGAAUCCAAAGGAUCAUUCAGUGUCAUGGUUCCUUUGCAACAGCAUCUUGCCUGAUUUGUAAAUACAAAGUUGAUUGUGAAGCUGUUCGUGGAGACAUUUUUAAUCAGGUAGUUCCUCGGUGCCCUAGGUGCCCGGCUGAUGAGCCACUUGCCAUCAUGAAGCCAGAGAUUGUCUUCUUUGGUGAAAACUUACCAGAACAGUUCCAUAGAGCCAUGAAGUAUGACAAAGAUGAAGUUGACCUCCUCAUUGUUAUUGGGUCUUCUUUGAAAGUGAGACCAGUAGCACUGAUUCCAAGUUCUAUACCCCAUGAAGUGCCUCAAAUAUUAAUUAAUAGGGAACCUUUGCCUCAUCUACAUUUUGAUGUAGAGCUUCUUGGAGACUGCGAUGUCAUAAUUAAUGAGUUGUGUCAUAGGUUAGGUGGUGAAUAUGCCAAACUUUGUUGUAACCCUGUAAAGCUUUCAGAAAUUACUGAAAAACCUCCACGACCACAAAAGGAAUUGGUUCAUUUAUCAGAGUUGCCACCAACACCUCUUCAUAUUUCGGAAGACUCAAGUUCACCUGAAAGAACUGUACCACAAGACUCUUCUGUGAUUGCUACACCUGUAGACCAAGCAACAAAGAACAAAGUUGAUGAUUUAGAAGUAUCUGAAUCAAAAUGUGUGGAAGAAAAAUCACAAGAAGUACAGACUAGUGGGAAUGUUGAGAGCAUUAAAGUGGAAAAUCCAGAUAUCAAGGCUGUUGGUUCCAGUACUGGAGACAAAAAUGAAAGAACUUCAGUUGCAGAAACAGUGAGAAAAUGUUGGCCUAAUAGACUUGCAAAGGAGCAGAUCAGUAAGCGGCUUGACGGUAAUCAGUACCUAUUUGUCCCACCAAAUCGUUACAUAUUCCAUGGCGCUGAGGUGUACUCAGACUCUGAAGAUGACGUCUUAUCCUCUAGUUCCUGUGGCAGUAAUAGUGACAGUGGCACAUGCCAGAGUCCAAGUUUAGAAGAACCCCUGGAAGAUGAAAGUGAAAUCGAAGAGUUCUACAAUGGCUUGGAAGAUGAUACUGAUAGGCCCGAAUGUGCUGGAGGCUCUGGAUUUGGAGCAGAUGGAGGGGAUCAAGAGGUAGUUAAUGAAGCUAUAGCCACAAGACCGGACUUAACAGAUGUAAACUAUCCAUCAGACAAAUCAUAACGCUAUUGAAGCUGUCUAGGUACAGGAAUUGCUCCACCAGCAUUGGGAACUUUAGCAUGUCAAAUGAAUGUUUACUUGUGAACUUGAACAAGGAAAUCAGAAAGAUGUAUUAUUUAUAGACUGGAAAAUAGAUUGUCUUCUUGGAUAAUUUCUAAAGUUCCAUCAUUUCUGUCUGUACUUGUACAUUCAACAUUGUUGGUUGACUUCUUCAAGGUUCAUUUGUAUGAUACAUUCGUAUGUAUAUAUAAUUUCAUUUUUUGCCUAAUAAGUUUCAACAUUUUAAAGUUUUCAAAAGCCAUUGGAAUGUUAAUGUAAAGGGAACAGCUUAUCUAGACCAAAGAAUGGUAUUUCACACUUUCUUUUGUUUGUAACAUUGAAUAGUUUGAAACCCUCAAUUUCUGUUCUGCUGAACUUUUAUUUUUAGCACAGUUAACUUUUUAAACACUGGCAUUUUCCAACACUUGUGGCAGCUAACUUUUUAAAAUCACAGAUGACUUGUAAUGAGAGGAGGAAGUCAGCAGUGCGUGGAGCACUCAAAGCUCGGUGCUUAGAGUGUGAGGCAUACUUGCUGCAUGGCUUUGGUACUUGCUGCAGACGUGGUAAUGUCCAAACAGGCCCCGAGACUAAUCUGAUAAAUGAUUUGGAAAUGUUUCAGUUGUUCUAGAAACAAUAGUGCCUGUCUAUAUAGGUCCCCUUAGUCUGAAUAUUUGCCAUUGUUUAAAUUAAAUACCUAUCACUGUGGUAGAUAGAGCCUGCAUAGACCUUCACCACAAAUACUGCCAAGAUGUGAAUAUGCAGAUCCUUUCCAAAUCUAAUAAUGGUACUUCUACUGGGGAGAGUGUAAUAUUUUGGACUGCUGUUUUUCCAUUAAUGAGGAAAGCAAUAGGCCUCUUAAUUAAAGUUCCAAAGUCAUAAGAUAAAUUGUAGCUCAACCAGAAAGUACAUUGUUGCCUGUUGAGGAUUUGGUGUAAUGCAUCCCAAGGUGUUAGCCUUGUAUUAUGGAGAUAAAUACAAAUCCAAUAGUCAAUGAAACUAUUAUUUAUUUAAAAGCUUAGCUUGCCUUAAAACUAGGGAUCAAUUUUCUGAACUGCAGAAACUUUUAGCCUUUCAAACAGUUCACACCUCAGAAAGUCAGUAUUUAUUUUACAGACUUCUUUGGAACAUUGCCCCCAAAUUUAAAUAUUCAUGUUUGUUUAGUAUUUAUUACAAAAAAAUGAUUUGAAAUAUAGCUGUUCUUUAUGCAUAGAAUACCCAGCUAGGACCAUUACUGCCAGAGGAGAAAAGUAUUAAGUAGCUCAUUUCCCUACCUAAAAGAUAACUGAAUUUAUUUGGCUACACUAAAGAAUGCAGUAUAUUUAGUUUUCCAUUUGCAUGAUGUGUUUGUGCUAUAGACAAUAUUUUAAAUUGAAAAAUUUGUUUUAAAUUAUUUUUACAGUGAAGACUGUUUUCAGCUCUUUUUAUAUUGUACAUAGACUUUUAUGUAAUCUGGCAUAUGUUUUGUAGACCGUUUAAUGACUGGAUUAUCUUCCUCCAACUUUUGAAAUACAAAGACAGUGUUUUAUACUUGUA